AUGUCUUCCGGACGAACCAGUGCCGAGUACAACGGGGACUCAUUCGAUGACGCCUCUGAAGUACAGACUACCAGCAACCCCAGCCUCACCGUCUCGAUUCCUCAGAGCUCAUCUACACGCUCUCUCACAGACAGCCCUCCGAGCGGAACAGGUGCAACACCUCAGUUCACCGAAGCGCCAUCUCUCCCAUCCGUUACUCAGGACGAAGCUAAGAAGGAUGAGGACACUGAAGAUGCCAGGUCGGAAAGGCAGUCCAGGACGGAUGAAACGCCUCGCAGGACCAGAUCUCCAAAAUCGCCCUUGUUGACGACCCACCGACUAUCAACGACUUCUCUGGACGAGGUGAAUCUUGCUAGUAACAACUUAGAUGACAUUACCCUGCAGAAUAAUUUGGGCCAGGAGCCCAUGUCCGACGUUCCCCCUGUACCUUCCCGAAAUUCAGCAUCCUCCGCUCAAAGCAUGCCCCUCCAGGGACUAUCUGGCAAUCUCCUUUCCAACUCGUGGGGUCCACCUCCCAUGAACAAGACCCCGGCCCCAUCGGUUCCUGCUCCGCCGCCACCCAUGACCCGCAAACUCACUGGCCCAUUUGCCUGGCUUUCCCGAAGCUCAACGGCGAGUCGCGAGGUCAAGUCGCCUCCACCGCAAACUAGUCGGCGGAACACGGCCGCGUCCGUCUCUACUCUUUCCAGCAAUUCCGAGUUGGCCAAGCAUGACGGAGAAGAUUUGGAUGGUUUAGCGGCCAGGAGACCAAGGCGCAGUAGCCUAAAGGACCAAUUCAAGUUACUAAGGAUGCGAGAUGAAGGACUGGUUUCGGAGAACGACGGAGCAAGUGUCGCGUCAGGACGGGCAAGCAUCAGUCAUUCUGCUGGAAGUCCUCCCAGUAUACCCGAAGAAGAAGAACAUGUCUCUACUCAACCUCUUGCUUCGCCGCCCACUGUUCCGCCUACAGUCAACCCCAAUCUGCCUCCGGGUACGGUCUCGGGAUUAUCUGCAUCUGCCACCGAUGCGUCUGCACCUGUCGAUUGGGAGCUGUGGCAGAAACUUGUGAACGAUGGUCCGCAGGCACUCAAAGGGCCGAAUUCAAAAGAGAUUAAUGCGGCCAUCAAGCGAGGAAUCCCCCAGACCAUUCGAGGAGUCAUCUGGCAGAUUCUGGCUGACAGCAGGAAUCCGGAGCUGGAAGAAGUCUACAGAGAUCUCGUUGCCCGCGGCACGGAUAAAGAAAAGCAAGUCACAAACGGUACAGGGGAACAGGAGUCCCUGGAUUCAUCUCGCGCAUCUGUGCGAUCGGAGAUCUCGACCGCGCACUCGAAUCACGGAUCUUCUCCGAGCCCCUCCCAGGAGAUUGAUCCUGAGAAGCUGGCUAAAGAGCAGGCUGCUAACGAGAUAGCUCGCAAAAAGAAAGCCAAGGAAGAUGCCGUGGCACUCCAAAAGCUGGAGAAGGCUAUUCGUCGCGAUCUUGGGGCGCGCACCAGCUAUUCUCGGUACUUUGUGUCGCAAGGAAACCAAGAAGGCCUGUUCGGUCUAUGUAAAGCCUACGCUCUCUACGACGAGGCCGUGGGAUAUGCGCAGGGGAUGAACUUUAUUGUCAUGCCGCUCCUAUUCAACAUGGAUGAGGCCGAGGCCUUUACGUUGCUAGUAAAGCUGAUGAACAAGUAUGGCCUGCGGGAGAUGUUUAUCAAUGACAUGCCUGGUCUCCAUCGCAAUUUGUACGUCUUCGAACGCCUGCUGGAGGACUGGGAGCCAGCCCUCUACUGUCACCUUCGCCGGCGAGGUGUUCAUCCCCAACUUUAUGCCACUCAAUGGUUUCUGACCCUUUUCGCUUACCGUUUCCCGCUACAACUUGUUCUCCGAAUCUAUGAUUUGAUAUUCGAAGAAGGUCUUGAGAGCACCAUUCUCAAAUUUGCAAUUGCUAUCAUGCGCCGCAAUGCUGAGACCCUACUGACAAUGAAGGACAUGACGCCACUGACUACCUUCCUGAAAGAACGCCUGUUCGAUGUCUACAUUGAUAAGCAGCCUUCACCAUCUUCGAUUCUCGAGUCGGGGUUCUUCGGCAGCUCUGGCGCAGCGGACAAGGAGGUCUAUAGGGCGGAUAUCAUGGUGCAGGACGCUUGUGCAAUUACUCUGGCCCCCGGAACGAUCAGCGCCUACACUGCGGAGUGGGAAGAAAAAGUGCGCUCGGAGCGAGAGCGUGAAGCUGAACUGGAGGGGCUCAGGAACACUGUGGCCAGCCAAAGUGCUCGGAUACGCCUCCUGGAAGAGCAAGCCGAGGCGUCUGAUAAAGAGCAUGUACAGCUCGCCUCAGAACUCGUGCACCUCAAGGUGGAAAAUGAGGAGCUCACCGACAUCAAUGAUGCUCUGAAACUCCAGGUUAGCGAGCUGAAGAUUGUUGUGGACAAGCAGCCCGCAGAGGUCGAGGAGAAGCUUCGCACAGAAAUGGAUCGGAUAAUGAAGCGCAACAUGGAAGUUCAAAACGAAAAUCGAUCUUUGUCAGAGCAGAUGGCGGAGAUGGAGCGUGAGCUCGUGGAGGCGAAGAUGCAAUGGGCUGAGAUACACGAAAAGUAUGAGAACCUCAAACAGAAAUGGAGUGAUCUUCGCAAAGCUCUUGAUUAG
This is a messenger RNA of Aspergillus lentulus, 2610 nucleotides long. RefSeq names its product putative GTPase activating protein (Gyp5). NCBI's taxonomy places the organism in Eukaryota, Fungi, Ascomycota, Eurotiomycetes, Eurotiales, Aspergillaceae. The record is from RefSeq and is a predicted model, not a curated record.